Molecule: messenger RNA, 2100 nt
Organism: Syzygium oleosum
Lineage: Eukaryota; Viridiplantae; Streptophyta; Magnoliopsida; Myrtales; Myrtaceae
Product: protein phosphatase 2C 77-like
Exons: 5
Coding region: 278-1864 (528 amino acids)
Biological process (GO): protein dephosphorylation
Molecular function (GO): cation binding; protein serine/threonine phosphatase activity
Source: RefSeq, a predicted model, not a curated record
CUUUCUUGAUGGGGGGGGACACGUGUUCGUCUUCUUCCAUUUAAAAGUCUCUGUGCUCUGCUGCGAUGCAGUUUCUUUUCAAUAGGUUCUUCUUCUUCUUCUUGCCAACGCCUCCCUCCUCCUCCUGUUCUCCACACGCCGCUUCAGUGCUUUUGAGAGGGUGAUUCUCUAAAAGGUGGUUCAGAGAUUAGCCCUAGUGAAAAGAGGCAAAGUAAUGCUUUAGGUUUUUCUGGAGGGUUGAAGCAAUCAAAGCUGUGCCAUACAAUAGAGGUAAUAAAUGGAGGAGAUAUCUUCUACACUAACUGUGCCGUUUAGGCUGAAUAAUAUGACCGGUGAUGAAUCUGCACUACAAACCCAAAUUGAGAUUACUGGACUCAAGCUUAUUGCAAGCUCUGCUGGUUUGUUGUCAGACCAUCCGGGGGUGUUGUCACCUUCUAUAUCUGAUUACACAGCUGCCCAAGAUUUGAGUUCUGGCUGUAAAUCGGGCAACUUUAGUGUUCUGACAGUGUCAGCUGAUGAAGAUGAGUCUAGAGGAGGUAAUAUUUUUUGGAAGACAAUGGGGAAUGAAAUUAAGCUGCCACCGGAAGAUGGGAAAGUGCACACUCCAUAUGCUUGCGGCCAAUUUAUCAAUUAUUCUUGUUCAUAUACGGUUGCUAGUGACACCACUAGUGCUUGUCAUGAAGAGUUUGUACCUGUGAAAGCAAGUUUUGAUAAAAAAUCAAUGACUGUCACGGAUGUCGGUGACACAACACUUAGGAGCAUUUCCAACGUGAAUAAUUUGGGUGAGCUUGAGCCUCGGCAAGAAUUACAGAGAACUGCAAGCCGGAGUGUCUUCGAAGUGGAUUAUGUCCCGCUAUGGGGAGUGACAUCUAUCUGUGGAACAAGACCAGAGAUGGAAGAUGCUGUUGCGGUGGUACCUCAGCUUUUGAAAAUUCCUUAUCUGAUGCUGGCCAGCGGACAAAAUUUGGAUCUUAGAAAUCAACAUGGCAAAGAUUUAACAGCUCAUUUCUUUGGUGUCUAUGAUGGACACGGGGGUAGCCAGGUUGCUAGUUACUGCCGGGAAAGGAUACAUUUAGCUCUGGCUGAGGAGAUGGAAGUUGCAAAAAGUGGCUUCUGUAAUGGAAGUAGCUGGAGUAAUGGAAAGGCGCAGUUGGAGAAUGCUCUCUCCAGUUGCUUUCUAAAGGUUGAUGACGAGGUCGGUGGUGUUUUCAGAGCCACGAAUGGAAGCGACCCUUCUCUCAUAGAAUCUAUGGCCCCUGAAACAGUAGGUUCUACUGCCGUGAUUGGCUUAGUUUGUUCGACACACAUUAUAAUUGCGAAUUGUGGUGAUUCAAGGGCAGUUCUCUAUCGCGGAAAAGAGACCAUGCCACUGUCGGUAGAUCAUAAACCAAAUAGAGAAGAUGAGUGUGCACGGAUAGAAGCUGCUGGCGGCAGAGUUAUUCAGUGGGAUGGAUUCCGGGUUUGUGGCGUUCUUGCAAUGUCAAGGGCAAUAGGUGAUAGAUACUUGAAGCCCUCAAUCAUCCCUGAUCCGGAAGUGGUGUUCUUUCCUCGUGCAAAAGAAGACGAGUGCCUCAUUCUAGCCAGCGAUGGUCUCUGGGACGUUGUGACCAAUGAGGAGGCAUGUGACAUGGCACGGAGGAGAAUCCUCCUUUGGCACAAGAAGAACGGCGACCACCUUCCUGCAGUAAGGGGCGAGGGAAUCGACCCGGCGGCACAAGCGGCUGCUGAUUAUCUUUCAAAGCUUGCUCUUCAAAGGGGAAGCAGUGACAACAUCUCUGUAAUAGUAAUCGACUUGAAAGCUCAGAGAAAGUUUAAGAAAAAGAUUGUACCCGAGACCCGACAGCCAGAAACUGUGAAUACGUAGCUGUACGCCCUUUAUAUCGUAUAGUAACAGCAGGUAAUUCGGUUGAACCGAGUGGCCCAUGCAUUUGUGUCACAUCGGCUUUCCGAUUCGUGUUAUGGAGACAAACCCCUGGUGCCAACUGAAUGAAGGUGGAAACCCACCGAUUAACCUCCAUAGCCUUCAGAUUUGAAAUCUCUUCUUCAUUUGGCUGCGGCUUCUUUGGGUCUAUCAUAAUACUAUUUCCAGAUUCCAAGAUC